AUGUCCGAGCGUAAAGUCUUGACCAAGUACUACCCCCCGGACUUCGAUCCGUCGGCGAUUACACGAACCAAGAAGGUGCCCGGUGCGAAACAGAAACUCCUGACUGUCCGUUUGAUGGCACCUUUCUCAAUGCGCUGCACGAGUUGUGGUGAAUAUAUCUACAAAGGUCGAAAGUUCAACGCUCGAAAAGAAACUACAGAAGAGAAAUAUCUUUCUAUCACUAUAUACCGAUUUUAUAUACGUUGCACGAGAUGUUCCGGCGAAAUCACAUUCAAAACCGACCCCAAAAACAUGGACUACGUCUGCGAGCGUGGCGCAAAACGCAACUUUGAGCCCUGGCGCAAUGCCCAAGCCGACAACUUGAACGAAACCGAGGAAGAAACACUAGACCGCUUAGAGCGCGAAGAAAACGAAGAACUCGAACAACUCGAGCGCGAUAAGAUGGCCGAACUCGAAGAGAAAAUGCUCGACUCCAAGCGCGAAAUGGCCGUUGCCGACGCGCUUGAUGAGAUUCGUACAAGGAAUGCGCGUAUCCAGAGAGGAGAAGCGCUUGGGGAAGAUGUUGCUUUGUCGUACGUCAAGGAUGAUGCUGAGGAGGCGAGAUUGCAGGCUGAGAAGGAGGAUGCGGAGGUUGCGCGGAGGGCUUUUAUGACUUCGACGGGGGAGAAGGUUAAACGGAUCGUGGAGGAUGAGGAGGAGACGACGGCGGCAAGGAAGACAGAAGAGGCUCCGGCUCCGGCUGUAACGUUUACGAAAGCGAGGAAGCCGAAGAAGCCGUUCAAUGCAGGCUUAGGUAUUAAGAAGAAGCCGGCAUUAGUUUAG
Molecule: messenger RNA, 822 nt
Organism: Talaromyces amestolkiae
Lineage: Eukaryota; Fungi; Ascomycota; Eurotiomycetes; Eurotiales; Trichocomaceae
Exons: 4
Coding region: 1-822 (273 amino acids)
Biological process (GO): mRNA splicing, via spliceosome
Cellular component (GO): U2-type catalytic step 1 spliceosome
Source: RefSeq, a predicted model, not a curated record